AAGGUGAUUGCUUCGCUUGCUAAGGAAGUGAGUUCUAAAAGGUUGACUCCAAACCUGGUCAUAUCAGCCUCGAGAUUCCUUGCCCACCCAAAAAAUUAAUACCUGGAAAUGGUCACUCUCCAUCAACAAUUUAAAAUUCCUUAGCUGACGUUUCCUCUAUAAUUGAAUUCAUUUCCUGGUUUGCUGUCAUAUCAGAAUUCAAACUCCUGUUUAAUCCAUGUACUGUUGAUUUAAGGUAAAAAAUUUGAACCCCUGUCCUAAGCUCCCAAGUCCCAACUAUUGCGCACCACCUGUUAGGAUCAAAGAAUAAAAUGAAAGAGUACCGUAGCGGUUUUGAACCCCUUAAGAGCUUCCUGUUAUCAAGCAUUGCUGUUGUCACUGUCCUCACAAAUUUCUUAUUAACCUUAAGGUUUAGACUCUCAAAUGGAGCAAGAAAUGUUCUAGUUUGACUCGCUUUGUUCUUCAAUACCAGUUUUGGUUUUUCAAAGACAAAUCACUGAAUGCUGUAAGAGUGGAGAAAAGACAAGUUUCCAUGGGGUGUAAGAACAAAAAUCAGGUGUUUUCACAUGGAGAAUCUAAGGGAAUAAUGGAAAGUGAAAUCAAAGAAUCCCCUUUUGUAUCCAUGCCAAAAUCACCUAUACAAAGUAGCAGACCAAGCAGCAUGGUUGUUAAGAAGGCACAUACCGUGAUUCCGGCGCAUAUUGUAGCCGAGGCAAUAUCGACGCUUCAUGGUCUUGAUCUCAGAUGGUCGGGACCAAUCACACCGACGGAAAGGGACUAUGUUGAGCAAUAUGUGUUGGCAAAAUAUCCACAGUAUGCAGGUCAAGUUGAGCUAGAAAAUAUAGACCUUUCUAGUCUAUGCAUCAAUGAAGAGUCCUCGGAGGCUGCAAUUGAUGAUAAAAAGAAAUCACCAAGAGGUAAUUCAAGAGAAUCCUCGUCACCUUUCUUCGGAAGCAAUCAUCCGGACCUGGACAGGAUUCAAUUGGAGCCAUCAAGAUUGCUCGAUAUCCUCACGAAGAAAUCGUCUUUCCCUGGAAGUUUCAUUUCGAUUCCGGAAAUCCAAGCUCGAAACAAAGUUCUGAAACACUGUGGAUUGCCGGACGAUGACUACCUGGUUCUCUUCACACCAAACUACAAGGAUGCAAUGAUGUUAGUAGGAGAAAGCUACCCUUUUUUUAAAGGUAACUUCUACAUGAGCAUCAUUGGUGAAGAACUUGAUUAUGUAAAGGAAUUUGCGAGUUACAAGGAAUCAAAAGUGAUAUUGGCACCUGAAACAUGGUUGGAUUUGAGAAUCAAAGGGUCACAACUUAGUCAGUAUUUCAGGAAAAAAUGUAAGCAUAGUCCAAAGGGAUUGUUCUCGUAUCCAGUUGAUGUUAAUGGGAUGCGUUACUCUAUGCAUUGGAUUUCGGAAGCUCAUAGGAAUUCAUGGCAUGUUCUGCUCGAUGCAACUGGUUUAGUUGUCGGACAAGAUCGGUUGAACCUCGCGCUUCAUCGGCCUGAUUUCGUGCUUUGUAGUCUGGAGAAUACGCAUGCUCAACCAGCAAGGAUAACUUGCCUGUUGGUGAGGAAGAAAUCGUUUGAUACUACAACAUCUUCAUCUCAGAUGAGUGAGUGAAACCUGGGAUUAGCUGAUAUGAAUACGUUAUUUCAUAUGUUUGAGUUAUUUUAAAAUUUAUUGCUACAUAUAUUUUGGAAUUUGGAACAAAUAAAACGAGUUUUGAACAGGAAGAAACUGUCAAAUGAAUGCUUCCCAUAUAUGAAAUUCAAUCAGAAUUGCAGCAACUUCUGCUGGUUCA
Molecule: messenger RNA, 1796 nt
Organism: Gossypium raimondii (Peruvian cotton)
Lineage: Eukaryota; Viridiplantae; Streptophyta; Magnoliopsida; Malvales; Malvaceae
Exons: 4
Coding region: 533-1615 (360 amino acids)
Source: RefSeq, a predicted model, not a curated record